AUGUCGCUGUUCUUCUUCCGGCUGCACGCGGUGCGCGCCCGCCGGCGGGAGAUGAAGCCUAAGAAGCGGUCUUCCGGUCUGAUGGUCGGGUGCGCAGGGACCCUCCCGAUGCGCAGGCCCAACAUCAACUUCAACAACUCCAGUCUCUUCGAGCGACCGCCUCCUAGUCCGUCCGACUCCCUUGAUGAGGUCGCCUUCAGGAUUCCAAGGUAUCUUAUGUAA
Molecule: messenger RNA, 222 nt
Organism: Nezara viridula (southern green stink bug)
Lineage: Eukaryota; Metazoa; Arthropoda; Insecta; Hemiptera; Pentatomidae
Source: the annotation of a GenBank genome assembly